This is a messenger RNA of Aspergillus pseudotamarii, 423 nucleotides long. RefSeq lists its product as uncharacterized. The record is from RefSeq and is a predicted model, not a curated record. The transcript has 2 exons. NCBI's taxonomy places the organism in Eukaryota, Fungi, Ascomycota, Eurotiomycetes, Eurotiales, Aspergillaceae. The coding region runs from base 1 to 423 and encodes 140 amino acids.
AUGGAGAGCCCAAUGCGAGUCAUCAUCUCUACCUGCGUUACUGAUAUUGGUGGUAAUCCACAGCGACGCCAUAAUACUCUAGGGAGUGCGUUCUGCGAGGAAGUCUUAAACCGAGAAUUCCGUGCGUCACUCCAACCUACUGGAUACGACCAUGUCCACAUCCCCGCGGAUUUCGACUCGGCCAAGCCGGUGAAGCGCUGGUUUAUCUUCGACUUGAACGUACGUGGAGAACUCGGCGCGGAUGAAGUUGCGCAGAUCCCUCAUCAAGUCUAUCUGGGUAGCCGCCAGGGAGACAAUUGGAUUUUCAUUCCACGCCCACAAUGGAUUGACUCCGCAAAAUCCCGAGCCAACUCAUAUACAUGGGGCGGAAGACUGGAACAGAAACUAGUGGCUGGUAUGAGGAAUGCAUUGCUCCAGGCGUGA